Molecule: messenger RNA, 1662 nt
Organism: Catharus ustulatus (Swainson's thrush)
Lineage: Eukaryota; Metazoa; Chordata; Aves; Passeriformes; Turdidae
Product: cytochrome P450 26B1
Exons: 6
Coding region: 102-1637 (511 amino acids)
Biological process (GO): sterol metabolic process
Molecular function (GO): iron ion binding; heme binding; monooxygenase activity
Source: RefSeq, a predicted model, not a curated record
CGCGCUCCCCUCUCCCCGCGCGUGUUGUGUGGGUGCGAGCGCGGUGCCUGUCAAGGGGCUGUUUCUCUCCCCACCCUCCUCCUCCUCCCUUCUUUCCAAAUAUGCUUUUUGCAAGUUUUGAUCUCGUCUCGGCACUGGCUACCCUCGCCGCGUGCUUGGUGUCACUGACUUUGCUGCUGGCCGUGUCCCAACAGCUGUGGCAGCUCCGCUGGGCUGCCACCCGCGACAAAACCUGCAAGCUACCAAUCCCCAAAGGCUCCAUGGGAUUCCCUUUAAUCGGAGAGACCUUCCACUGGCUCCUGCAGGGCUCCUGCUUCCAGUCCUCGCGGCGGGAGAAGUACGGGAACGUGUUCAAGACGCACUUGCUGGGGCGGCCGCUGGUGCGGGUGACGGGAGCGGAGAACGUGCGCAAGAUCUUGAUGGGGGAGCACCACCUGGUGAGCACCGAGUGGCCGCGGAGCACCAGGAUGCUGCUGGGCCCCAACACCGUGGCCAACUCCAUCGGCGACAUCCACCGCCACAAGAGGAAGGUUUUCUCCAAGAUUUUCAGCCAUGAGGCUCUGGAGAGCUACCUCCCCAAGAUCCAGCUGGUGAUCAAGGACACCCUCCGGGCCUGGAGCAGCAACCCUGAGUCCAUCAACGUGUACCACGAGGCGCAGAAGCUGACGUUCCGCAUGGCCAUCCGCGUCCUGCUGGGAUUCCGCAUCCCCGACGAGGAGCUCGGCCGCCUCUUCGAGGUCUACCAGCAGUUCGUGGAGAAUGUCUUCUCCCUGCCCGUGGACCUGCCCUUCAGUGGAUACAGGAGGGGAAUCCGGGCCCGGGAGACGCUGCAGAAGGGGCUGGAAAAAGCCAUCCAGGAGAAGCUGCAGAACACGCAGGGCAAGGACUACGCCGACGCCCUGGACAUCCUGAUCGAGAGCGGGAAGGAGCACGGCAAGGAGCUGACCAUGCAGGAGCUGAAGGACGGCACCCUGGAGCUGAUCUUUGCCGCCUACGCCACCACGGCCAGCGCCAGCACCUCCCUGAUCAUGCAGCUCCUCAAACACCCGCGGGUGCUGGAGAAGCUGCGGGAGGAGCUGCGCAGCAAAGGGAUCCUCCACAACGGCUGCAUCUGCGAGGGCUCCCUGCGCCUGGACAACAUCAACGGCCUCCAGUACCUGGACUGCGUCAUCAAGGAGGUCCUGAGGCUCUUCACCCCCAUCUCCGGGGGGUACCGGACCGUGCUGCAGACCUUCGAGCUGGACGGUUUCCAAAUCCCCAAGGGCUGGAGCGUGAUGUACAGCAUCCGGGACACCCACGACACCGCUCCCGUCUUCAAGGACGUGGACGUCUUCGACCCCGACCGCUUCGGGCAGGGCCGGAGCGAAGACAAGGACGGCAGGUUCCACUACCUCCCCUUCGGAGGAGGCGUACGGACCUGUCUGGGCAAGCACCUGGCCAAGCUCUUCCUCAAAGCCCUGGCCAUCGAGCUGGCCAGCACCAGCCGCUUCGAGCUCGCCACCAGGACUUUCCCCAGAAUCACCCUGGUGCCCGUGGUCCACCCGGUUGACGGACUCAAGGUCAAAUUCUUCGGACUGGAUUCCAACCAGAACGAGAUCCUGACGGGCACAGACGCCAUGCUGGGGGCCACCGUGUAAAGCCCGCGCCGGUGGCACCAGGGAC